This is a messenger RNA of Penicillium canescens, 1779 nucleotides long. Its product is annotated as GIY-YIG nuclease family protein. The transcript has a single exon. The coding region runs from base 1 to 1779 and encodes 592 amino acids. Lineage: Eukaryota; Fungi; Ascomycota; Eurotiomycetes; Eurotiales; Aspergillaceae. The record is from RefSeq and is a predicted model, not a curated record.
AUGGCAAUCAAUCAAGUCAAUACGAAACACGCCGGCUUGCUUGCCACAAAAUCCGAGAAGACCCCACCUGGAUCGGUUUCUAGGCACAGAAACAAAGCUGGCAUCAAAAUUACGAAAAUUCAAACAAGCUCCGACACACUACAUGUGGAUAUCUCUUCAUCGACAAUCAAGCGGAAACAAAGUGAAGUUUCCCAUCUCGGCAAAACUCCUGGUGAAGCCAGCCAGAUGAUGGUUCUGACUCCGUCAUCACCGGAGGAUAUUAGCUUGCUUUCUGUUUUCUUCAGAUCAAGUAAAACAAAGCGCCUCCGGCAGACGAGCUCUGCGUUAUGGAAAUUGCCAAUUGUUAGUGAGAUCAAUACGGAGUUCUCUGACCCCGAAACGAUACUUCUUGGGCCCGAAACAGGGCGAUUGUAUGCGGCCAAGCAGGAGUCUGGGUCGGAAGGGGCUUCAAGGUCACAAAGCACUGUCACAGAUGGUAAUGAACAGCUGCAAACUCCGAUAGACCGGGCUAGUGACAACUUGUCGCAUGAACACAACAUAACUUCUCCGCUGCACACAAGAACGAAGCGAGAAGACAACCAAGAUUCUUUUACAUCGUUUGAACUUGACUCCAUACUUUCGCGUGGAACCUUAAAGGGAGUGGGUGCGGCUCAAAAGUCGCUUCUCAAAAUUAUACCGCUUGAAUUGCUCCAGCACUUGGGGGAAGAUAGCAGGAGAUGUCCGGCUCGGACAACCCUGGGCCAGAGAUGCAAAAAUCCUCGUCCUACCAGAUCUUUUUCAGCGCAGCUCCAAAGCCUAGCCACCUUCAAACCCAGCGUACUUCUACCGGUGAUUCAACAGCUUACAGAAGUGGUAUUCUGCACAUCACAUCGGAAGGUCGCAUUCCGAGAAAUCCAAACCUGGAGAGAGGAAUUUCAAGAGCUCGCAAAGAUCCAAGACUAUGAGUCUAUCUUCCCAGUAGAAAAUGAGCGUUUAUUGGCUCUUAUUUGCUGGAUUCGUCUCCUAGACCGGGCGGCGCUGUCUCAACCAUCACCUUCCUCUUUCCUGCAACCUGCGGUUGGCAAAAUUGCCCAAACAGAGCCGCCUCCGGUCAACCCGAUCCAAGAUUUUAAACCUUACGUCAGUAGAGGUUUAUCUGGGACAAUAUCCGAAGAGCUUGCAAAGCUUCUGACCACGCCUCUCAAAAAAAGCGAUAUCAAAUAUCAUGGCUCGAUGUACAUUUUCUCGCAACGUGGGAACUUUGGCCACUUGAAAAUUGGACGAUCUGGAAAUGUAUUCCGCCGUCUGAAACAAUGGAAUAAACAGUGCAAAAAGACCAUGGAGAUUUACUUCCCCGAAUCGGUGAAGAACAAGGACGACAGUAUGCCUGAUGAACAACAGGUUCCACACAUAUCGCGCGUUGAAGCUCUGGUGCAUCUGGAACUGAAUCACCACAGAAGAAUCGAGCACAAGUGCCCUGGUUGUUUUAAAUUACACCUGGAAUGGUUCGAGGUCUCCAAGGAUAUUGCAAUAGGAGUUGUCCGCAAGUGGUCAGCUUGGAUGGCGACACUGCCGUAUGAGAAACAUAUGAGAGAUGGUGAGGAGCAAUGGAUUCUGAAAAGUGAGGAAGAUCUAGAUAUGCUGUGUCGCCCAGGGAUAACAUUUUCAACGCCUUCUUUGCCUGUUGUCAAAGAGGAGGAACCCCCUUUUCUCCUCGCCUUCAACGCUCGCUUCCAAGUGCCAGGUGAGAGGAAAGGGUGUCGGGGCUUAGAAUGGGAACAUGGUAUAGACAGCCCUUAG